AUGGAUGAGCUGCUCAACGAACUCGAAGCAUCCGAAAAUUCCACUCAACCACCACCAGCAGCAGCAGAAGCAAGCGACAGCGACGUACGCCACCUUGUUAGCGAUGAUCAUGCCCUGUGUAAUAUCAUCUCCGGCGAAAACGAAAACACAGAUUCACCCGCAGAUUCCCGUCCCGAAACAACAACCAUCAUUGAGGUAGCGGAUGCCAGAAGCCCAGAAAGCCACGAAAGUACUGGAUCGCUUUUGCACACAACGGAUAACCGCUUCGGGGAAGAUUUGGUACAGAACGAAGCGACCGCUGAGGCUGGCAUUUCCGAUGGGGCUGAAAGCAAUUCGAAAGAAAUUAUUGGGGAAAUGCAGAAUCGGGAUGACGUGGAUGACCCACAGGAUUCCGAAAGUAGAGCUGAAGAUGUUACCACCGAAGAGGAUGGGCAUGAGGAGUGUAACGGCAUUUUGGACAGCGAGGACACGCAGGUAGCAGCAACAGUUCACAAAGAGGUUGCUGAUUUUGAGGAACCUUGCGCUGAGGUACCAAAUCUUUGUUUCAUAUAUUAA
Molecule: messenger RNA, 555 nt
Organism: Gongylonema pulchrum
Lineage: Eukaryota; Metazoa; Nematoda; Chromadorea; Rhabditida; Gongylonematidae
Source: the annotation of a GenBank genome assembly